UGCCUCAUCUGCGACCCGAUCCCUCAACUUGGCGUUUAUCUUCCAAAAUCGGAAUCCCCUUUGUCACUUCCUUUCCUGGGAAGAUCGUACUCUGUUCCCAAUUCUGAGAGCUUCAUCGGAAUCAAUGGCGGCUUCUUAUCCCAAGCUCCAGCUUCGGAAGCUGGGAAACACCGGCCUCAAAACCAGCAGUGUCGGCUUUGGUGCCUCGCCUCUCGGCAGCGUCUUCGGCCCUGUUUCUGAGGAGGAUGCCGUCGCCUCCGUUCGUGAAGCCUUUCGUCUUGGCAUCAACUUCUUCGACACCUCUCCGUACUAUGGAGGGACCUUAUCAGAAAAGAUGCUUGGUAAGGGACUAAAAGCUCUAGAUGUUCCAAGGAGUGAAUAUAUAGUGUCAACAAAGUGUGGGAGAUAUGCUGAGGGUUUUGAUUUCAGUGCUGAGAGGGUAACAAGGAGCAUUGAUGAGAGUUUGGCUAGGCUACAACUAGAUUAUGUCGAUAUACUGCAUUGCCAUGAUAUCGAAUUUGGAUCUCUUGAUCAGGUUGUGAACGAAACGAUUCCUGCACUUCAAAAGCUGAGGGAAGCUGGGAAGAUUCGUUUCAUUGGUAUUACGGGACUUCCAUUGGAAAUUUUUACGUAUGUGCUUGAUCGAGUGCCACCUGGCUCCAUUGAUGUGAUUCUUUCAUAUUGUCACUACAGUAUUAACGAUUCAACAUUGUUAGAUUUGCUACCUUACUUAAAGAGUAAGGAGAUUGGAAUAAUCAGUGCGUCUCCUCUAGCAAUGGGACUUCUAACUGAUUAUGGUCCCCCAGAAUGGCACCCAGCUUCACCAGAAUUGAAGUCUGCAUGCCAAGCUGCAGCUGCUCUUUGUAAAAAGAAAGGAAAACAUAUUUCAAAGUUAGCCCUCCAAUACAGUCUGUCAAACAAAGAUAUUUCAACGGUUCUGGUUGGCAUGAACUCUGUCAGACAGGUGGAGGAAAACGUAGCUGCAGCUGAAGAACUUGCCACAUUUGGGAGGGAUGAGGAAACUCUAUCUGAGGUUGAAGCUAUCCUUCACCCUGUCAAGAAUCAGACAUGGCCAAGUGGAAUCCAACAGAGCUGACUGCUGGUAUGUCUAAUUUCUUUUUAAUGCUGAAUGUUGAAUAAAAAUGAAAGAACAUGCGAACAACUAUCAUGUAUAACAUGUUAUGGAUGUAAGGCUAUCGAUGCUCCAACUUUUAAAUGUUCUAUCAACAUGUUCUUAUGAAUGUAUAUCAACUGCUAUCUUUAACCUGAUUCCCAUUCUCU
This is a messenger RNA of Cucurbita pepo subsp. pepo (vegetable marrow), 1281 nucleotides long. RefSeq names its product NAD(P)-linked oxidoreductase superfamily protein. Lineage: Eukaryota; Viridiplantae; Streptophyta; Magnoliopsida; Cucurbitales; Cucurbitaceae. The record is from RefSeq and is a predicted model, not a curated record. Gene Ontology annotation, biological process: L-ascorbic acid biosynthetic process. Gene Ontology annotation, molecular function: L-galactose dehydrogenase activity. Gene Ontology annotation, cellular component: cytosol.